GGUAACUACAGUAAAACGGUUGAUAAACUUAACGAAAGAGAAAGUAACGAGUGAUUAAAAAGUGUUUUUUUCAUCCUGGAUUUGGAAAAGAAUUUAAACCAAAAAAUUAUAGAGAGCCUUCAAAAGUAAUGGAACAUUUGGACUUGGCUGGAGUCAUAACGACUCCAUCGUCAAAUUGGCAUUUACCGGCAUUUGAACCAACACCAUUUGAUCAACAAGAUGCCAUCUAUUUAUCAUCCUCCCGUCCAAUGCUCGAGCCAAUUAUGGAAGAAACCUCCGAAGAUGAAGAAAGCAUUCACAAUAGUUGGUCACAAUUCGAAAACAAUAGCACCUGGAGUUCUGAGUCCGAAACUGGUUCUGUUAUACGAAUCGAAUUAAAUCGAGAUCCCGAUUCGAUAUCUGAACGUGAUUUUGCAUGUCCAGCAAAACGCCCUAGACGUGAUGAAUUCCUUAUCGGCGGCCUACUUACAUGCCAACCCCUUCUAGACGAUACUCAACUCCUACGAAAAUUCCAACGAAACGACCUUCUUAGCUCUGCAAUCGAUAAAAUCACAUCCAACGAAACGAACUCACUGACAAACUCACUAAAUGGCGGUGGAAACAGCAGCAAUAGAGACAGUGGACAUCGAAAACGUUUCGAUGAAUUCUACUGUGACAUGGACAGUCCCUCAUGUAAUUCCCUAAGUCGAUCUUCAUCUCUAAUACAAUUUGAAAGCCUCGAAAGGCAACUCCUUAAUGAACAAGGUUUAUGUUCAUCACUUGGCAACUCUUCACCAUCGUUGCUAAGUUUCGAAGGUGGAUGUAUUGAAAGUGGCUCAGGAAGUGGCUCCAAUUCAAACCGAGGAUCAACUGGUUGCCUUAAAAGAUACGAAAGUUCUGAUAGUCGACUUCAUCAAACCUACUUUGAUCUCGAUAAAAUUGAUUUCGAAACAAAUCUUCACUUCACCUCGACUGCAGCUAGCAAAUCGGACUCAGAAUCAUCCAGUGAUAAUAGUGUAGCUUCUCACAAGCUCCUUAGCGCCACAGGUGCAGCUCAUACUCGAGCCUUCCUAAAAGGUGGCAAAAGCUCCGCUGAAAACCUCAGUGAAGACAGUGGCUAUUGUGAAUAUAUUCACUCUGUAAUGAGAGCGAAAUCAAAAAGUAUACCGAAUUUUGAAAAAUUCUGCGAAGAAGAUGAAUUUUACGAUCAUCCCGUGGCGGUAGCUUCUGUGGCUAACACCAACAAAUCACAUUCCAAAAUCCACCAAACAGAGGAUGCUCCCAAAAUAGCUACAGCGAAAGUGAAUAGCAACGGUAGUGAAGUGAAGGAGCUACGAAAUGAUGAUGCCGAUGAUGAUGCCGAUGAUGAUGAUGAUGAUGACGACGAUGUAGACAACAACGAUGAUGAUGAUGAUGAUGAAGAGCAUGUAGAAUUAAUCGACGGAGGAGACGAAGACGACAGCGACGGCGACUGCUGGUAUAAUGGCGAUAAAAAUAGCCGCCGGUCACCGUCCUCUUCAUCGCCGAUUUCCUCCGACGAAUCAUCUUCAGCUACAUCGCCUCUUACCCACACAUCUAAAUCCACAUCGCCAUCGUCUUGCGCAUCUGCCUCGUCGUUCACAUGGCGGCCAGCAGUUUCAGUUAUAUCGCCGCCAGCGGCAAUGGCCACAAGCAAACAGCAACAGCGCAUUAUGGCCGAACAACCACAACCACUACUACAUCGAUCAGCAAACCGAUCAUCCAGUUUGCCAGACAUUCGCGGCGAAGAAACAGCUGCUGUCGGUCAUCAUAAACAUCAUCCACAGCAGCCGCAUCAACUUCAACAGGAUCAGCAUUCGUUCGAUCGGUCAAAUAGCACGGAACGUGUUGCAAGUGUUCCCAAUGAUCUCGAUCGUAUCGAUGAUCUUCAUCACCAUACUCAUCCAAAUCAUCCACAUAAUCAUUUGAAUCAACAGCAGCAGCAGCAGCAACAUCAUCAUUCUCAUCGACAGCGCCGAUCAUCAGCGGCACAACGUCGCCAACGGACCGCCCUAAGUGCCUCGAGUUCGUCUGAUCUUGAUGAAGAUCAAUUAUUGCCUACAUCGCCGCGAUCGCCAUCGGGUUUUGUAGUAAUUCGAAGUAAUAGCUGGAAGCGUUCCCGUAAUUCCAACGAAAAUUUGAAUUCCUCGACGACCUUUCAAAGUGCUCGAUCACUCCAAUCAAUCGGAUCAACUGGCAGCGGCAGCGGUAUCGGUUAUAUGAAUGCCAGUUAUAGUAAUCUAACAUUGCUCGAUUAUUCCGGUCGUCCUCGGUCAAAUCGUAAUAGUUUAUCAUUGGUCAGUGAAGAGUGUAAUUCGAAUUCGAAGAGGAAUUCCCGUUGUAAUAUGGCCACUGUUGUGAGUGAUCAAGAAAAUGAAGAUUCUCCAAAAGAAUCCGAUGAAAUUCAUCAUGUUCAAUUGACUAUUCGAAAACCUCCUCCUCGUCGAAAUUGUUCAAAAUCAUCAAAGUCUUUGUCUAAUAAAAUCACUACAACUUUUGAUCAAGAUCCAACAUCCCUUAAAACUAGUUAUGCCCAAAGUCUUGAGAAAUGUAAUUUCGACCCUAAAGAACUUUCUACCAAUGAUUUGACACGAGUUCCACCAAAACGUCGUUUCCAUGCGGCAAAUAAAAAACAACGAGUUGGCAUAGUUUCAUCGACACCUAAUUUGAAUGCCUUCACCCAUGAGGACACCGAUGAUGAUAUGUUUGUCUCAUCUACUCACACUUCUAUGCAACAACUUCCAACCACUGAGAAGCGAAUGGGUAUUUUAUUACCCGCCGGAUCGAGAGCUUCAUUCGGUAGCAAAGGUGUCAGUUUUUAUCCAGUUGUUUCGAAAUACACCUGGCAGGAACAAAGUUCCGAAGAGUGCAAUGACACUCUUGUCGCUCCAACAUCACCCGAUGAACAAAAUGACAACGACGCUACUGUUAUCGAAGAGAGUCAUCGCAAAGUCGAAGAGAAUGAAUCCAAAGAGAGCGAAAUCGAAGAGAAAGAUAACAUCGCAAAAACAUCGCAUAACAAAGAGAAUAAUGAAAAAGAUGAAGAGACUGCUAUUAAAGAGAAAAUUACGAUCACUAUUAAUUCUGUUGUAGCGACUGCAGCUGCUGCUGCAAAGCCACCACCGCCACCAUCAUCACCGGCACCGACACCGGCACAGUCUGCAAACAUCAGUCUUAAAUCGGCUAUCGUCGAGCGAGGUAGUGACUGUUAUCGAUUGUCUGGUAAUAAUAAUGUAAAUGUCAAACCGCGUCUAGUACUUUCUGCAUCCAAUAAAUUGAUUAGUGACAAAUUAGAUAAUAAUAACCCCCCUCAACGACCAGCUACACCGGUCCCCCAUAUUUUAGUACAACAACCAAGUUGUUCGACCUCAUCAUCAGUGGACAGUGAAAUGUCAAAAAUGUCAAAUUACCCAGUAAAAUGUUCGGCAGCAAGUGGCGAAUCGAAUUCGCUCAAUAAUAACAAUGAACUUGUCAAAUCGAAAUUUAAAGCUGACGAAAAGCAUCCCCAACAUAAAGGCUUUUUAUCACGUUUUGCUAAUGGUUUUAGGUUUUCUUUGCGACGUAAUAAGAAAAAACAACAACAACAACAAAAGGAAGCCCAAUCUCAUAGUCAACUUCCACCGAUUGCUCCGCCAUCAUCAAAGAAACAUCAAAUCGCCGCCGCAUCGAAUUUACAAAAUUCGCCCGAUUUCAUUUAUAUCCCUUUGAAAGGUCCAAUUCAGCAUCCAUCUGCUGCGAAUGGAACACCCUGUACUAAUAAUGGAAAAGCCCCCUCCUCACCAUCACCUUCCAAUACAAGCAGUAGCAAUAGUUAUAGUAACCACGUGUUGCUGUCAAAUAACAACAAACAACCAGGAACAGCAGUGGCGUUCCAGAAGCCACCCCGUGUUGUAGGGGUAUGCGAAAAACGCGCAAGACAACAUGCGCUUGAAAAUGCUACCAAAUCGAUUGAUGAAGCAUUCUUGGACAAUGAACGUAGUUAUUAUGAUUUUAAAAAUCAGUUGAACGGUGUUACGAACGGUUACGGUUGUAAUACACAGCAAAACGCUAUGAAUAAUAGUCAUCAGAUUGGAGCGACAGCUCCACCUAGUGGUGGUAGUGGAUACCAUUAUUAUCAAUCUCCACAACAACAACAAAUAAAUCAUUGUAAAAUCGGUUUGAUUGAGACAAAUCUCGAUACGCACGAGACAAAAAUUUCGGGUAAAACACGCAGUUUGAUGGAAUUGGGACCUCAAGUGAAAUAUAAUUUCUCAUCGAAGAGAAAUACAUCGUCGUCGUCGUCGGGCGGUGGUGGUGUUUAUGGGGAUGAUAUUGAUGAUGGGAAUGAUGAUGAUGGGGAUGCAUUGUUGGAUGAUGAUAGUGGGGUUAUGGGUAGUGGAGGGAAUAAAAAGUCGGGGGGAGUGAUAAGUGGACAUGCAGCAGCAGCUAGAAGACCACACAAGAGUAUGGAAUUUUUAUUGGAUAAAGAGAAUCAGAAAAAUGUUUUGCCACCUGAAAAUGAACUCCAAAAAUCCCACGACAAUACAACACGUCUCAGUGAACAUCAGCUACGAGUACAAGCUUCCCUGCAGCGUCUAAACAUACCCGAUUGGUUCCGUCAGUACAAUUUAAGUUCACCAAAAUCCCCAUCCGAUAAUAAAUCAGUUGGUGGUAUUGGUGGCAGUAAUUUUACCCGCAAACGUGCAUCCGAUUCGGGACGAUGGACUGGUUUAAAUUCCAAAACAACAUCACUCAGUUCAUUGGGUUCACAACGAUCCGAUCGUAGUCCAUUGUUAUUGAGUCCAUCAGCGCACAGUCAUCAUGGUGGUCAAACAACAACUUUAAGUAGUGUUGCUAAUUCAACUGGUGGGGUAGCAGUUGGUCCAAAUGUUAGUGGGGGAUUCUCAAGAUGGUCGACAUCAUAUCUAAAUUCAACACAAACCUCACCGAGUGUAUCGACGAGGGGCUCGUUUUCACGCGGUGGUCCGGUUAAUUCAAGUUUCAUAUCGGCGACCAGUAGUGCGGGGGCAACGAGGAGUUCUUUUAGACAACCAUAUUUGGGUUGGAGAAGUCAAGAGAAGCUAUCACAGCCUAGAACUCCGCAUGAAAGGCUGGCAUCAUCGUUACUAGCACAGAGGUCGCCAAAACCAGAACAACCUGUUACACCAGAAAUCCAGACGUCCAUCAAAGAAGUCACAUCGGCCAUCGUUCAUUAUGUUAACGAUCAAACGAAUCGAACAAAUCAAAGAAGUCGAUCUGCGAGUCCCAACUCAAGAAAAUGCUGGCUUGAAUCCUCCUUUGUUGGUGUCCGACCUGUCGAAUCCCCACAAACUCCAAUUAUUGAAAAUUCAACAUUUAGCAACGCAUCAACAGCUGUAUUAAAUAAUAGUUAUCACAAUAAUACAACAUCAGCAACAUCAUCAAUUCACUCCAGUAUUGGUAUAAAUAAUGUGACAACAACUGAUGGUUUAAGAAUUAAUGGAGUUGGUGCGCCAGAACGUACGAUGAGCUCGGCAUCGCUAGAAGAUGUAUUAGCCUCGCUUUUGGGAUUACCAACAACGCAGGUGCCGGCCACCAAUGAAACAUUCAGGUCCACAGGCGAUUCAGCUAGUGAGGCUGCCCAUACACGCAUGACAACAUCCGCUUCGCCAAGCAGCUUACAAGUAGUCGAUCAGCAGGCCCGCUUCCGUCGUCGCAGUGAAGGUGACGCCCAGCGUCAGAAGGAACAACAACAGCAACAAUACCUAAAGCAGCAGCAGGUUUUGCAAACACUCAAAAACGCUAACCAAAAGCCAUCACAAACAGCAGUGACAUCCUCCAAUAACAACUGCCAUCCCGAACCACCCCGCAGAAUCAGUCUGGACUCGAGCGAGUCGAAAACCACGUCUGAGUUGCAGAUUAAAUGCCGCAACACGAAAUGCGACCAAGCCACUACCGCGGUCGAUGCCAAAAAAUUCUACAAGAGUUGCCACAACUGCUCACAUCUUUACUGCUCUCGCGAGUGUCGACGCAUUCACUGGGAGAAACAUCGCAAGGCUUGCCUGCAUUCGCGAGCAUCCAACCUGUGUCGGCAGGUUCUGUCCACCUGCAAAGAUGACGUCGAUACUCAGCGUCACCUUAGCCUCCUCGCUCGCAAAGGCUACCUCUCCCAGGGCCGCGGUGUUGUUAGGGCCCUAUUCCGCAGCGCUGAAUCUGCAGAAGGCUUUAUCAGAAAUGGCUUUCAGUGUAUGGGAGAGGCAUCAUAUGUUCGUUGGCCUGAUCUAAUGCCUGCCGAGAUGGGAUUGGAACUGUAUUCGGAACUACUCAAACUCAGUACCGAAUACAAGCCCGAUUCAAAAAUGCUUAUAUAUGUGGCAAUUUGUGUGGUAUCCGAGGCACCGGGUAGUUCUACGGCAGCUGUCAAAUGGGAACGUCAGUUGGUGUCACGUUGUGCCAAAUUAAAGCUAUGCAAAUCCAUCCUUACAGAAUUGGAGAAUUCCCAACAACAAAUUGUUAUGGUUCCCGAACCAGCAACCGAAAUACUCAUUCUGACAUUUAAUCCGUCGAAAUGUUCCAAUCCAUCUCAGCGCGAGGUCAUCCUAACGAAUAUUUUGACAAUUUUAAGUCGACGAGGUGUUAUGCUGAAAAAACAUUAUCCCGAAAUUCAUUUGCGAUUACAAACUUAUGCUGAUGGUCAAACGGAUCGUUUUAAUGCAGUGACUUUGCACCCGAGAGACUCACAAACGGGACAAGGAUUUGUUUGUAUAAUAAUGCCAUUGCAAAGUGAUGGUGAAAUUAUUAAGCUGCCAUGUUCGGAUAGUGGAAAUAAGGUCAGUACAAUUGAUGUGGGUGAGGAGUUAAUGGAGAGUUGAUUAAACUUGUAAGGUGCUUUUUCUACAAAAAUAAAUAAAUGUAAUAACAACAACAACUAAAAUAACAUCAACAAUAAAAAAAAAGCACCUCUCAUAUUCGAUAUUCUUUAAGAAAUACAUAAAUUUUUAGAUUAGGAUAUAAGAAGAUUAAUGUAUUUGCUAUAGUAUCGUGUGUCUUCCAGAUGCAUUUCAGUAUUUUUUUUUUCUUUUUUUGACAUCUCUACAUACAUAUAUAUUGCUAGAUAUUAAAGUUCAUACACAUUUAAAGACAUUUCAUUAUUUUCUUUUUGUUAACAGUCUUCUUUUUGUUUCUUCUAAAGACUCUUGAAAGACAUAAUGGCUAUUUCCCAACUAACAAGUUACACCCUUUAUAACAAUGUACUUAUAAGAUAUAUAAGAAGCUUGAACGAAGCUUUAUCGAAGCACUACCGAAGCUUUUAGAUUUAACAGAUAGUUUCGGAAGAGCUUGUAUAGCUCUUUUACAAGUCUUAUCGAAAUUAAAGAAACAAUGCAAUUGACAGUCGGAAAGAAACGGUUCGUUCGGUUUUGACAGUAGCUUCCAUUCCUGUCCGUCUAUUAUAGUUGGGCCUUAAAGCCAGAACUAUAAUUGAUUGAAACGGAGGGGAACAGCGCUCGCAACCGCACUCGACGGAUGAAAACUUAUCGAAAAUACAAAGAAAACAACAACAAUUGACAGUAGCUUCUGACUCCAUCCGCCAAUUAUGGUUCUGGCUUAAGACUCCUAUAAAUAUUCUUAGCAACAGUCGAUAGAGUUAUUCGUUCCUAUAAGUGCACAAAAGAAUACUUAUUGCAUUAUAAUAUAAUAAUGCUUGCGAAAGAAGACCUAAAGGAAUCCGUUUACACUCCAAUACCACUUCUAUACGAUAACUCAGAGAAUAUUUACUGCACA
This is a messenger RNA of Episyrphus balteatus (marmalade hoverfly), 7737 nucleotides long. RefSeq names its product probable serine/threonine-protein kinase DDB_G0267686. Gene Ontology annotation, biological process: cell-cell junction organization. The record is from RefSeq and is a predicted model, not a curated record. Gene Ontology annotation, cellular component: apical junction complex; plasma membrane. The transcript is spliced from 8 exons. Lineage: Eukaryota; Metazoa; Arthropoda; Insecta; Diptera; Syrphidae. Bases 129 to 6827 code for a protein of 2232 amino acids.